UCCACCUUUAAGUCCAGCCCCCAUUCUCUCUCGUCAGCUCAAGGGCUGGUUCCUGCUCCAUUACUGAGAAUGAAAGCCGGGUUCCGGGGCCGCUCUGGGAGCAAUGGUGUUGGGUAAGCGGGACUCUAGGCUGACCUCCUGCCAGAGCCUGGCUUGCGGGGCGCUGGCAGGGUUGCUCAGCCGCUCUCUCACCUGCCCGCUGGAUGUGGUCAAGGUCCUGAGUCAAGUGGGGACUUUUCACAGCAAGAAGGGCUUUCUACGGACGUUCCGGAUCGUUUUGGAGGCCGAGGGGCUGCGGGCCCUGUGGAAGGGAAACGGUAUCGCGUGUGUACGGCUUUUCCCCCACAGCACCGUGCAACUUUCAGCUUACAAUAGGUUUGUCAGCUUCUUCAUGGAUGACUUUGGUCACAUCUCCCACUGUCGUGCCAUUGUAGCAGGGAGUCUUGCUGGGAUUGUAGCUGCUGUCUUGACCUACCCAGCAGAGCUGAUCGAGACACGUCUAAUUGUCCAGAACAGCACAGCUCCCAUCUACAGAGGAAUCAUCCAUACUUUCCUCACGGUCUACACCAAGGAGGGAUUCCUAGCACUUUACCGUGGGGCUUCAUUGACAGUACUAGGGUCAGUGCCAUUUUCUGCUGGUUCCUUUUUGGUCUAUAUCAACCUGGAUAAACUCUGGAAUAAGCCCAGUGUGAAACUCACUCCUCUGCAGAAUUUUGGCAAUGGCUGUCUGGCAGCCGGUGUCGCCCAAACAUUCUCCUUCCCUUUUGAAACUGUAAAAAGAAAAAUGCAGGCACAGAGUCCCCUGCUCCCUCACUACGGGGGGGUGGAUGUACACUUUACUGGUGUUGUAGACUGUUUCAAGCAGAUUGUGAAGACAAAAGGUGCCCUGAGCUUGUGGAAUGGUCUGACAGCGAACCUGGUGAAGAUUGUUCCGUACUACGGUCUGAUGUUCAGCACCUUUGAGUUCUGCAAGCGGGUUUGUCUGUACAAGAAUGGCUACAUCGUGUCUCCCCUGAGCUAUCAGCUCAGCCCAGGUGUGGACCAGAGCCUGGGGGCUGAGGAGCUGUGGGAGCUAAGGAGGUUGAUCAGGGAAAAGAGUUUCAAGACUAACCAAUCCACACUAGGUACCAAAUGGUGGGGUUGAGGCAACAGGCUGUCCUGACCUGUGACAGGACGUUUGUUCAUCUUGAGCACUGACUUCACCUCCUUGCUCCAAAGAACCUUUUUUUUCCCUUCAAAACCUACAUACUACUCCUGUUCACAUCACACUCAGUUAGCGCGUAAGUUGCCUCAUGCAAUAACCAAGAUGGCAUCAGUUACUGAACUAACUGAGGUCCAUAUUGAAUGAAUGGGCCAGCCUGACAAUAAUACGUAGCCCUCAAACUUCAGUGGACUUAUCUAACUUUUUUUUUGACAGUUUGUUGCCAUUUUUACUUCAUUUUUCUCAAGAUAACGUUGCGCCUGUGGAUAUUGUCUGCACCCAUGAAUCAGUAGCUGGUCAUAAUAAACAGUGUGAGAGUAUUGAAGGUGCCUGCAUCAGAACAGAUGUGAAGUGUCAAGUGAACUUAAAGUUCUGCCAGUCAACCAAGAAGACUUGCAUUUUACAUUGUGCCUUUUUUAGAUUUGGGGAAAAAUGCUGUUUUGUAGGAAAUGGAUAUCAAACCAAAGAGAGUCGAAGGUGUGACUUUAGUACAUGCUGGACAUGCACAGUCCAGUGUAAUUGUAGUACAAUCUCCCAUUUUCGGGGUGUAUUGGAGUGUCAACUCCUGUUUCACUGUCCUGUUGUUUACAAAUGAGCUUGAUGUUAAAACGUGGAAAAUAAAAUCUUUAGGAGCCAAGAUGUACACGAAGAGAAACUGAAAUCAGUGUUGGUAGACCAUCAUCUUCAGUGUCUCUGGUCAGCAAGUGUUCCACAUUGCUUCAGACUUCGCUCAGGCAAGGUCACAAUUUUGUUUGGGGACAAAAAUGGAAGAAUUUCAUUUUAAAUCUGUAAAGUCCUCUUGACCAAGUGUUGAUACCAGCCAAUAUGACUGAAUAAUCCCAUUGGGUCACAUCCCAAGCAGGAUAUUGCACAAAUUUGAUUAACUAAUUUGGUCCCCCAGGCCUCACUCCCAUCUGUAGCAAAGGAAUGUAUUAUCAUAACUUUAUUUGAAAAAGCACCCUGUGCAGUCCAUGUGAUCUGCCAGUUUCACAAGUUUUGAGCAAUAACAGAAUUAUGCACUGUGAUAACUUUAGAAUCUACAUGUAUUAAUGGAUUUUUUUUUAAAGUCAGCUAUGUCAACCUCUAUCUUGAAUAUCCUUUCGAGGCUAAAGGUAGAACUUCUUUUUGAGUUUAUGUCUACUACAUGUAAUAAACAUUUACUCACAAUGUUUAA
Messenger RNA from Stegostoma tigrinum, 2375 nucleotides. It is a transcript of the gene slc25a43, whose product is annotated as solute carrier family 25 member 43. NCBI's taxonomy places the organism in Eukaryota, Metazoa, Chordata, Chondrichthyes, Orectolobiformes, Stegostomatidae. The coding region runs from base 104 to 1144 and encodes 346 amino acids. Gene Ontology annotation, biological process: transmembrane transport. The record is from RefSeq and is a predicted model, not a curated record. Gene Ontology annotation, cellular component: mitochondrial inner membrane. The transcript is spliced from 5 exons.